AUGAUAGAUCCCGCGUUAAGUUCUUUGGGUGCUCAGGUUGUCUUGGCUGCGUCCAACGAUGAGAAUCAUCCUCCAAAAAACAUUAUUGACGGGUAAGAAGAGUUUAUUCAAAAGAGAAACCUCUGAUUUGUUGCUAGCUAGCUAACGUUAGCUUGCUAAGCUAACCUAAACUUCCUGUUAGCCAAAGAGAGUAAGGUUAGCUAGUUAGUCGGAGAUUAUCAAGAUAAAAAGCUACUAGCUAUUGUAGCUUUAAAAGAACUAGCCAGCUAUGUGGCGGUAGUUAACAUCUCCACAGUUAAUCUGCAAAUUUACACGACAACAACAUUACUAAACAUACGCCAACAUGCAUGACAUGUUACACCACCAGUCAGCCAUUCACAGUCAGCAUCAUGCCACACCAUUCAUUACCUCACCACAGUCCAUAUCUUGAUGAGUCUCUCUGUCUCUUCUCAGUAACACUGCAACAUUUUGGAUGUCCACUGGAAUGUUUCCACAAGAGUUCAUCAUCCGCUUCGCUGAAUCUAUGAAAAUUGCCCAUGUGACAAUGCACUGUUAUAAUGGUAUGAAAUAAGGUCCUUGAUGGCACAUUGUCUAGGCCUACGUUUGCCAAGUACCGCGCAGCCUAGUUUUUGAUAUGGACUCCGACUCGCUAUGCGUCUAUACAAAAAUAGGACAUUCUUAAACCUUCCGUGUACCUAUGUUUGUCCUCUGUUGUUGCGUGCCUUUUUUUGUUUGCUGAAACCCAUACUUUUUAAUAAAACGUGAAUCAACUACAACCGCUGACUGUUUCCCUGUUGAGAUUCAAUUGCCACAUGUGCAUUCACGCUGAGUUGCAAUCUUAGAGCAACAGCAAUUAGGGAAUAGUCGAUGGUUGUAUUUGAUUAACGUUUUAUACAAAACAUUUGUAUUUCAGCAUUUAAGAAAGGCACACAACAACAGAGGACAAACAUAUGUUUUAAGUAUUGACCCAUAGCGAGUCAGUAUUUCAUUAAAAAAAACUUGUCUGUGCUCAACCCCGUGGAGGAGUUGAGGUACUUGGCAAGGUCUAUGUAUUGGUGUGUGCCUACUAUAGUUUGAUCAUGUUUUUCUAUUGUGUUAUUGACUGUAUGUUUUGUUUAUCCCAUGUGUAACUCUGUGUUGUUGUUGUUUUUAUCGCACUGCUUUGCUUUAUCUUGGCCAGGUCGCAGUUGUAAAUGAGAACUUGUUCUCAACUGGCUUACUUGGUUAAAUAAAGGUGAAAUAAAAUAAAACAUUAAAAAAUGUUGCUUGAAAUGUAUAUGUUAUUUAGUUUUUGUUGUCUUUCAGUUAAGACUCUUAAAAUUGAGAAGAGCAUCUCAGACGAUGCUACUGACUUUGAGCCUAUUUCAGAAAAGGGUAAGCAAAGCCACUGAAUACACAGUGCCUCAAAGCUAAUUAAGUCUGUCAUGUUACACAGCAGUGUUGUAAUCUUCAUUAUAUCUUCUUUCAGAAUUUGAACACAUAGAGGGGCAUCUUCAAACAAAUAAUAUUCCAGUGAGUUGACUAACUAUUCUAAUCUAAUGUGUAUAAUGGUACUACAAAGUGUCUGCUAAAUGGCAUACAUACAUGGCUUUGGGUGAUUACAACAACCUUGUUUUUCUCUCUUUACAGCUAGUUGGAACGACUGCAACACACUUGCGCUUCAUCGUAACCUCGGGAUAUGAACAUUUUAUCUCAGUACACAGGGUCAGUGUGGGAGGAUGAAAUCUAUAGUACUUUUUCGUAAUGUACAACUUAUGUCUGAAUACCUAAUAUGUUAUAAAUUGCAUAGCCUUGUUUAUUUGUCAGUGUAUAUUUUUAAUAAUGAACCAGGAUUGAAUAUGUAACAUCACAUGGGGCCCAAGGAAUAGUUAGUUAGUUUUAUUCUACCUGUUCACCAAAUCUAAAUUGUAACACAAUCUGUUCAAUAAAUUGAGCAGUGAGCAUGCAAGUGUCAUAUUGUAAAAAGUUAGUUUAUGUAGACAGUGUUCACACAAAUGUGUUACUUGAUCCAACAUGUACUCAAACAAAAAGUUCAAAACCUGUGAUUAUUUAGCAAAUCUGACUACUACUAUCUGCAAAACAUUCUGCACUUGACCCAAAACAUAUGGUGACAGUUGAUGUGAAAUGAACAGAAGCUGUAUUUAAAGGUUCUCCUCCUGUCAUCUGUGUGUCCACCUUAGUAAUUCC
This is a messenger RNA of Coregonus sp. 'balchen', 2187 nucleotides long. The record is from the annotation of a GenBank genome assembly. Lineage: Eukaryota; Metazoa; Chordata; Actinopteri; Salmoniformes; Salmonidae.